AUUUUGACAAAAUAAAUAACAAAGAAUUUAUUGAUUAAUAUAUAUUUAUUAAGAUAUUUGAUGACUAUAAACAACAAUAAAUAAUUUUACCUCUUAAAAAGAAUUAUUUUAAUAAUUGUGGUUUUUUCGUAGUUAGUUCAUUCAUUAGUAGAACAUUGUUAGUAUUAUUUGGAUUAAAAUUAGAAUUAAUGUAAGAAGUGUUAUGGAGAUUUGAUUCCUAAUCUUGAUAGAAACCACUGUGUUUGUCCUUAAUUUAUGUAUUUUAUACCAAGUAGCUUGGAAUGCACUAUGGUUUGCCCUCAUACACAGUUUGAAGACGACUCUAAUAUGACUUGCUCUGAAAUCCUACAAUGCCCUUAAUAAUUUUUAUUAGGAUAGUCUUUUUAUCAAAGCGAAAUAAGCGGAUUAGCUACAUAUAAUGAUAAAUAUCUAGCUUCUUUUGAUUAAAAGUCAGUAAUUUUAUGGGAUAUGGAGAAUAAAAUAUUAUUGAACUCCUUCAAGAGCAACCAAGUUUACGGAGAAGAAAAUAAUUUAUAGUAAUAGUCAUAUUAAAGAAAAGAUAAUGAUCCAAACUCAGAUGAUGAAAACUCAACAUAAACUCAAAAUGAAUUUUUUUUAGGAAUAAAAUUUUUAAAUGAAAGCUUUUUGAUUGGUUGGACAAACUAUCGCAUCCUGGUUUGGAAUGUUUAGCAAGGAUAUAUAGAAAAUAUUGUUGGAUAUAGUCUUAACUAGGUUAAUUUUUUUGUCAAAGAUGCUAGUUUUGGUUUAAAUAGUAUUAUGUUUAAAGAUGCUUCUUCGUGUCAAGCCAAUUAUUUGAUAUCAGAUAUUUUUGAUAGCGAUGAAACCAAAAUGUCUAAUGACGAUGGAAUUACAAGUUAAUCAUAUAUUAUUGACGAAAUUAUCUUGAACUGUAAUGAUACUGCUGCUAUACAAAUGCUCUAUAGUAUUGGUGAUAAAGUUUAUGGACUAACAUACAAAUAGAAUUUAUUUGAAUGGAGCUUUUCAGAUAAUUCUGGCAUAAUUAUAGAAGCCGAUCGAGUAGAUUAAUUUGUAAUGUCAGCUAAAAAAUAUAAUAAAAGUUUAUGGUAUCUCAAAAACUCUACUUUAAAUAUUAUAUCUUUGAAUAAGAUUGGCUAGUUUUAGUUUGAAAAAUAAUUUUCAAGUUUCAAUCUAAAUAAAUAUGAAAAUUAUACUUAUUUUGAUUUCAUCUACUUAGAAAAUAAAAAUCUUGUUUUUUUUAAGCUUGAUACAUUCAUUUAAAUUUGGUUUUUGAAUAAGACUGAUAAUUCGUUUUAUUGUAUUCAAGAGAUUUCUUAAUGUAUCGACUUGUAAAACUGCAAGUAUUCCAAUUAAUUAUUCUAUCUUAAAAACGAAUUAAGCGAAUUUUUAUUAGCAUAUUCAAAGAUAUUUAAUUCUGUAACAAUAUUUUCAAUCAUAUCUAAUGACACAGGCUAAAUAAAGCUAAUUUGUAAGAACCCUUUGGUUUUAGAUAAUAAGAUUUUUAUAUCUUCGAAAUACUUUUAUACAUAUGGCACUAACAUAAAAUAAUUUACUGACGGGGAACAACCUAAUUAAUAGUUUUAACUUUAAUAGCUGUUGGGAGAUGUAGCGAGUAGCAAGAUUUAUUCUUAAAAUUUUGAAUAAAUAUAAAAUGUAGCAACUUCGAGCUAUAACAUUAAUUUGUAUUACUCUCUUUCCCAAUAUAACUUAAUUGCAUGGAAUUUAUAUCAUGGAAAAGCUGUUUUUAAUUUACAGUUUUCUAGUGUUUAGCAAAAUAUGAUAGCAUAAGGGAACUUGUUAGUCACGGCUUCAGUGGCUUCAACUAUUUAAGAAGGGGCUAUAGAUAAAUACUAGAUUGUGUACUCUAUUAUUAUGGUGAGAUAGGAUGGAUUCUAUAAAAUAGGAGAAAGGUAUUUCGAAUAUAAUAAAGAUAUCAAAAACCUGAUGCUUUUCAAGCAACAAUAUUUAGUAGCUUCUAGCAACAAAUAAAUUAAAGUUUUCUAUAUAGGAGAUAUGGAUUUAGGUAAUUAGCAAUCGUAAAAUAGCAGUAAAGACUAAAGUUUUGAAGAAGAAAAUGAAUUCAAAAUUUAUUUUAACAAUGUUAAUGGAAAUUUCAUCUAAAUAUUCUUAAAUCAAGGUUUAAUCACAAUUAAAAAUUGCUUGAACAUAACAAAAAUUUUGUAUAAUAUUUAAAUUGAUGGCUUGAAUCUGUGUGAGAUCAUUAAAUAUUAAGAAAAUAGUUCCACGCUUAUUUUGGUGUGCACUAAUCUUUAGAAGAUCUACAUUUUGGAUGACACACUUUAGAUAAAUUAUAUUAUUUCAAAGAAGUAAAAUAAGAAAAAUAGUGUUUUAGGAUUAUAUUUUUCUAAAAAUUUGAAUUAGCUUACUCUCCUUCAGAGAGAGCGAUUUGUUAUCUAUGAUGUUGUUCAAAAAGUAGAAAUCUUUUUAUAGUAGAUUAAUGCAUAAAUAGUUAACUUAUGGUAAGAUUUUGCUGAUACAGGUAAGAUAUUUUUCUUAUAUGAUUAUAAAAGAUAUAUGAUUAUAGAUUUAUACAGCUCACAAAAGAUACUCAUUUAGGAUUAGUAUUCUUCUGCAAAUAUUCUAUCUAAAGUUUUCUAUGAUUGUCUAAAUGAUAGGCUUUUUUAUGUUUUUCAAAAUAAAACUAUUCAUCAUCAGCAGUUUGGAAACUCUACAACGAUCUUAGUCACAUCUAAUAAUAGCUCUAUUACUCCAUUUGAUGCUAAAAAUCAAAAAGUAUUUUUAGAAUAGAUAGAUAAUUUUAUAAUUGUGUCUAAUGCCCAAAAUAAUAAGCUAAGAAUUUACGAUUAUUUAAAAAAUACUUAACUAGUAUUUUCUGUAGAUUACUAAUUUACAAUAUUUAAAAUUGUUCCUUUUAAAUUCAUGCAAUAACUCUUAUUAUUCUCAUCAUAAAGAAGUGAGGUUAUUCUUGUAGACUUGAAAAUGGUGUCAGAGCCUAAUUAUUAACCUAAUAUUUACAAUCUACCUGAAAAUGCUCUCUCAAAUGUGAGAAUAAUUGUUGAUUAAGAUAAUAAUAAUCAUAUAAUUUGCUAUUACGACUAGCUAUCAUAAGUCUUUCAUAUUUAUUCCUUUCCUAAUAUAAAAAAACUUUACUCUGUAGAUAUGAAAUAAACUUUUCUUUUUGUAACUCAAUUCUUGGAUUUAUAAAUUGAUAUUAUUAAUUGCUAGCUACAAAUUUUAGCUAUAAACUAUUAAGGAAUUUAUUAUGUUAUCUUCUAUGAAUAUUAAAAUCAAGAUUUCUCUUUUAUUACUAUUUAAGAUAAAGCAAAUGAGUUAAUCCCAAUAGAAUACUCUCAUCUUUAUGUAGUAGGAAUCUAUUAAGACAAAAUCACAUUUUAUGAUAGAAAAACUGGUGAACUCUACCUAUAGUUUUAGCCUUCGAUUCCCUCAGCACUCUCAGCCACUUAUUCUGUUGACUUACUCUUCCAUAUUUUUUACUCUAAUUCUAUGGGAGUUGUUUUAGACUUUGAAAACGAAGGAAACAAAGUAUUUUAUUAUACAGAUUGGCCUGAGCAAGUUAAAAAAUUUAUGUGCUUUAGAGAUUUAGAUUUUGUUUUAUUCAUAGAAGUUUCAUCAAUAGCAAUAGCUAAUAAAAAAAGCGGGGAUUUAAUUUACAGAUAUAGAAUGCUUGAUGACUAAAAUCAAUAUUUAAAUUAUAAAUACAUUGAAGAAAAAGGAUUGGUUAUCGUCUAAUUUAUGAAUAAUUUAGUUGGAUAUAAUAUAUUAAAUUUGCAGCUUUAAUUUGACAUUUAAAUUUACCCACUAUCAGGUUCAUUUUUAUACAAGUUGGAUACUCACAUGAUUUUGUUUUGCAAUAAAUCAGAUGGAACUCUUUAGUGGAUUCCAUACUACUCAAUAAAUCAGCUUUAAGCUUCCCAAUAACCCAACAACUAAUAACUUAUUUUAAAAAUAACAUCUACAUUAUAUCUCAUGAUAGAUGAUGAUAUGGUACUUUGGAAAUACAUAUUGGGACCAUUUGAAAGUUACAAUUUUAUAGCAAAGUUUGGUAACUUAGUAAUAAGCAUGCAUUUGCUUGAUGGGUUAUUUCCAGUAAUAAUUUGUUAAAAUGCUGCUUAUUUUUUUAAUUAUGAUUUGAAUGGCUUAACUAUUUAUACUCCAUAGAGUUAAUUCAAUUAUUUUUUAGUAUAAUAAAAUUAAAUUUUUGAAGUAGGUAUUUCUUCCAUUUUUAGAAUUAAGCUUUUACAAAUUAAGAAAACACUAGAUAUUACAGUUGCUAAAAAAGAUAAAGGGCCAAGUUAUUAAAUUAAUAGUAUCAAUAUUAUGGAUGAAUAGUUUGACUACAAAGGAAUAAUAAAGUGCAUAUAGAUUUAAAAUACUGAUAUUGGUAUAUUUUUAAAUUCUAGCAAAAAGUAAAACUCCUUUAAAUCUUAUGUUUUAGAAGAGUAUCCCAAAAAUAAUUUUAAUUUGGUUGCUGUUAACUCAUUUUCUUUUGCUUCAGAUAUAUUCUUUAUUAAAGCUCUAUCACCAGAUAACAUUUUUGUAAUUAAUUCUUAUUCAAUAUACAAAUUCUCCAUUCAAGGAUCCACACGUUCUUCACAAUAAGUUUUCAAGUAGAUAGCUUUAGCUGAAUUGUAGUUUAUGAUAGAUCAAACAAAAUUUAGCGAUAGAUAUGUGUUUAUCUUAUCUAAAAUAGCUAGAAAAAUUUUAGUUUUAGAUAUAAAAACUCUUUAAAAAGUGUAUGAGAUAUUUACUCCAGGUAUUUAAAGCUAAAUUUAAAUUGUUUAGUAAUAAUAUUUUGUAGUAUUUACUGCUUACUAAAUAAAUUUUUAUGAGCUAGAUACAUUAUAGUUAAAUCAAAUAAAAACUAAUUUUCCCUUUGUUAAAUUUAUUUUUUAUCAACAAGGAGACCCGUUUUUUGUCAUAGCUACUUAAAGUAAAAUAGUUUUUUUAAGUUAAGAAUUUGUGAUCGCUUAUAGCUAUUAAGUAGAAAAUCCUAGGCUAGUUUUUUACAAUAUAUCACAAAAAUUAGGAGUAACAAGUAUUUAGAUGCAAUUUUUUAGCAACUUAGGCUUGCAUAUCUUAGACGUGCCUUUAAAUUAUAUGAGUAUUUAACCUUUUAAUAAUUGCUAUGUAGACUUUAACUCUGAUAUGAAAAAGUAUUAGCAAAAGUAAAUCAUCAAUAGGAUAUAACCAUGUAUAUAAGCAGAAAACUAAUUUGAUGGUAUUACAAUAAACUAUUUUCUUAACUAGGGAGAAUAGCCUUUUAUGAUUAAUGAAUUGACUGAGUUUAAAUAAAAAUUGAGAUUUAGACUCUUUCCUUAUAUUUUAGUAAAAGAUGACAGCUAAGAAGAUAGCUUUUCUUUAGAUUUUUUAGUUUUUUCAAAAUAUUUAAUAAAAAGCUUGUUAGUGAAUGGGUUUUUCCUUUAAGCUCCCUCAUUAAGUAGAAAUAAUAAAUAUUCUUAAUAUUCAUAAAUAGUUAUAUUAUAAAAAGUUAAUAUUUUUGAUAUUUCUUAUCAGAAUAAUGGAUUUUAUUUAUCUGACUAAUCUCUUUUAAUAAUUAAUGAUUUAGAUUUAAAAAAUUUAAGAAUUGUAGGAAACCCCUUGUUUAGAUUCAAAGGAUAGUAAUAAAUAAUCAUUAAAAAUCUUUAAAUGUAAAAUUUAACUGUAGAAAUGAACUUGUUUGAAUUCUAAGGACAAAGUAAUUUGACAAUAGAAAAUGUUGUAAUAAAAAAUAUUACAUUGAAAGAAAUUAAUUUAUUUUAAAUGACAAAUGUUGAGUCACUAUAAAUAAAAAAUCUCUUUAUCUAAGACUGCCAGAGUUAAAAUAUAAAUAAUAAAGUUUUUGAAUCAAAUGUAGAUGAAUAGAUGUUAGCUAAUUUUAUAUUUUCUAUAAAUGGAAUAUAUAAUUUAUAAAUAGGCAAUGUAACUUUUCAAAGGAUGAUAAAUACUAGCUUUAUUUUCUACAAUAAUGUCUACUCAAAUGAAAAAUCUCACUAAUCCCUUAAGUAUGAGUCUAUUGAAAUGUAUGAUUUGUAAAUUUAAAACAAUUCAUGCAAUUAGCAGCUCAUUAAUAUUAAAUCUAACAAUUUUAUCCUUUAAGAUUCCUAUUUUUUCAAUAAUAAAUGCUAAACCUGCGUUUUUGGUGCAACAUUAUUCUUAUUUUAAACAAACGCUGAAAUGUUUAAUGUUACUAUGAAAAAUAACACCUCAGUGAGUGGUGCAGCAAUUUUUGCCACUACUCACUCAAAGCUAUAUAUAUAGCAUCACUCUUUUUUCUAAUUUAAUGAAGCCUAUGCUUUUGGAGGCGGAAUAUUUUUAGAUUAAUCUGACCUCUUUAUUGAUUCUACAAGCUACUUUAUAGGCAAUAGAGCUAACAUUGGAGGAGCUAUAUUUAAUCAAAAUAAUAUAUCUUGUAAAUAAAUGAUAGGCGUUUAUAAACAGCAACUGAUUAACAAUUCUGCUUUAAUAUAUGGUAAUAAUUGUGGGUUUAUGCCUUCAAAAAUAGUAUUGCAAGAUUUUUAAGAUUAAAUUAAAAAAGAUGAAAAUAAUGAAUUUAAUUAUACUUUGUCAAAUUUUAUGAGUGGAGAUAUCAUUGAAAUUAGAGUUGUUUUAUAUGAUGAUGAAAAUUCUAUAGUGAAGAUCUCUAAAUACUAACACUCCCACUAUCUUGUCUAAUCAUUUUUGUAAAGAAUAAAAAUUCUUACUAUUAGUUGUACAAAUAAUAUUAAAUUAGCAGGUUAGAUGAUCCUUAAUUACUAAAAUACAGACGUAGAUAAUAAUUAAUGGAUAUUUGAUGAUAUUAGAAUAUUAGGUACUCCUCUUGAUCAAGGUUUUAUCUUUUUAUACCUUGAAAAUUUACUCGAAAACAUUUCUAUCGAUGCUCCUUUAUAUAAUUUAUCUAAAAAAUAGUUAGAUAAAGAUAUUGAUGUCAUUCCUUACAAUAUAGAUCAAACAAAUUAAAUGUAAAAUAUAAUAUAGAUCAAUGUAAAUUUUAGACAAUGCAAUAUAGGAGAAAUUUUGAUCUAAGAAAAAUAAUACCAAAUAUGUUAUCCUUGUCCAGAAGGUUUCUAUUCACUUUAAGCUGUUUCUUAAAUCCAAAAUAGCACUCAUCUAUGCUUAAAGUGUCCAGAAUAAGCUAGAUCCUGCUAAGGAAGCCUUAUAUUGCUCAAAAACGGUUACUGGAGAUAUGAUAAUUACACUGAUGAUAUCUUACAAUGUUCAUAUAAUCCAGAUAAUUGCCAAGCUGAAAGUGAAGAAAGUAGAUUUUAUUGUAAAUAAGGAUUUGUAGGACCUCUUUGUGAAUCUUGUGACAUUUAUGGUAAAGUAUGGGGUGAAAGCUAUAUGAAAUACUAAAGAAACUGUUAUAAAUGCAGAGAUAUGUCUACUUUCCAGUAUUAUUUUCCUCUGAUAAUUAUUUUUUUUGUAAUGAUUAUAUACAUUGUUUUCUCGAUAAAACUUGCCAUUCAAAUGGCUUAAGGAUUUGCUUACUCUUAUUAUUUAAGGAUGAUAGGUAUGAUAUCAUUAGGAAAUAGCGUGAUCAAAGAUUUAUCUCCCUUUUACAUAAAGCAACUUAUUCAUUUUUUUUAAAUUGCAAAUAUUAUAAGUUAUGAAGAUUAUUAGCUGUAAAAAAUAUAUUAUUACAUUCCAAACACUGUUUCAAUACCGAUUGGUAAUUUCUUAUAUUCAUUUGAUUGCUUAUUUGCUAAGGUAGAUGAAAGUAAGAUCUAAAUAGCGUUUUUAAGGAUAAUUUGGAUUUUUAUAAUACCUCUUAUUUAUGCUAUUUCUAUUGUGAUAAUAUAUAGUAUUAUGCUUUUAUAUAAGUAAUAAAAAUUCAAUAAGCUAUUUUUUAGUAAUGGAUUGUUUGUUCUUCUUAUUUUCCUACAACCAAAUAUUAUCUCUUCACUACUAGAAACAGUGUUUUGUAGAGAAAUAGGCAAUAAAUUAUAUAUACAGGCUGAUAUAAUGAGCGAGUGUUUAAGUCAGAUGCAUUUGAAAUCAAUUGCUGUGAUUUCUAUUCCAGGCCUUAUAUUAUGGAUUUUUAUAAUUCCUAUCGGUAUUUUAAGAAAACUAUGGAAAAAUAAGUAGAGAUUAGAUAGUGUGUCGAUGAGAUUUAAUUUUGGAUUUUUAUUUUAAGAGUAUAAAUAAAAAUUUUACUACUGGGAAUUCAUAAAAUCUUACAAGAAAAUAUUCAUAGUUUUAAUUCAUACUUCCAUUUAAAAAAGAUUUUUCAUUAAAUGCUCUAUGAUUGGCGUUACUUUGCUUGCUUAUUUGAUUACUAGCAAUUAAUAUAGGCCAUAUAAAAUGAAUAGAUUUAAUAGAAUAGAUAGAUUGCUUAUCAUUGGUUUAAUUUUUUUAAUUUUUAUAAAUAUGUGCCAAUAUGAAGCUAAGUAUCCUGUUACUUAGAUCAUAUGUCUUAUUUUUAACAUUAUUGUUUAUUAUGCAUUUUUGAUUUAUCUAUUUUAUAUUUCAGUUAGAGAAAAGCUAAUGUCUCAUUUUCAUACUCACAUAUUAAAAAUAAAAUCUAUUCUAAAAAAGAAAUAUCCAAGAGUAUUUUCUUGUUUUGAUACAACAGAGCCCAUAAAUAUCCUCAGAGCCCAUAAAAACUGGAAAAAGGUAGUUAAUAUAGUUAAAAAUAAGAGAUAUUUACAGCUACAUAUAGAUAGAAUAUUAUUUAACUCUUAAAGCAUUUAAUAACCUUAAGCAAUCUAUGGCCAUUCUUAGGGCCAAAAAAAAUAGGAGAAUUCAAAUAUUUAAGGAUAUUAUGACAAAUCAGUUUGUAAUAAUAAAUUUAAUUCAAAAGAAAUUAUUAAUUUAGAUGUCCAAAAAGAAAAAAUAAUGUUUUAAGGAGAUUCUUAACCGUAAAGUAUUAAUUUUGAUUACAUCUAAACUAUAUAAAAAGAUAAUAAUACUUUGAAUCGUUUGGGCUCAGCAACUAGCCAAAUACAUUCUAAUAAUUAUUUAUUUUAGGCAGAAAAUUAGGAAGUUUUUUCAAAUUAAUUUACAAUUUAAGUAGUAAAUAAUAAUAAUGAUAAUAAUUUUGAAGAUAAAGAUGUGAGAAAUUUAAAAAUUUUAAAUAAUAUAGAAUUAUAAAACAAUUCUUUUAAGCAAAAUGAGGAAUAAAACCCUUAGUUGAAUCCAAAUAAACAAGUAAGUUCAAAUAAUAAAACUGUAAUGAAAGAUAACGAAAACUAAGUCUUAAAUAAAGUUUUUGAAAAAUAAAAUAAAAAAUUCUAAAGUUUUUUAAAAAAACAAAAAGAGGAGCAAUUGUAAAAUAGUAACCAACAAAAAGUUUAAUCCAUGCCUUUAAUAUGUGAUUUUAUAGACGUGAUCAAUAGUCAAUAAAAAAGUAAUACAGAUUAUGAUUAUAUUUAUUAGAAUAAAUAAGAAAUUAGCAAUUAAUAAGAAACUUUUUCUGACCAAAAACAAAUGCAAAGUAAUAAAAGCUAAGAUAUAGAUAAUCCAUAUUAAUUUAAUUAAAAUAAAUAAAAUUAUACACGAGUUCUAAAUGAUGGCAAUUAAAUGUUUUAAAAUACUUCAUAAAAUGCAGAAUAAAAGUAAGUAAAAAGGCUUUAUCAAAAUUUUGAUAAAAAAACUGAAAAGAAAUUAUAUUAACCUUCGAUUCUAUUAAAUGAUACACUUGGUAGAGAUUAAAAAAUCAACAAUAAAUUCGUCAAAAGGCUUUACAAUGAUUCAAACAAUGUCUAAAAUUAUAAUAAAUAAACAGCAGUCAAUUAAUAAUAAAAUAAAGGUAUGAAAAGUUUAAACUAAAAGUAAAUAAUUAAUCUUAACCAAGUUAACUUUGAUAAAUAAAGUCUCUCUAGCUAAUUUAAAAUGCAAAGAAUGAAUACUAAAAGAAGAAAAAAUGUAAUAAUAUAGCAAAAUAGUGAUAGCAGCAGCGAUGAAGAAGAUUCCUUAAAUUCAAGCAGUGAGGAAGAGAUUUAAAAUAAUAAAUUCUAAAACAAGCAAAAUGUUUUGGGAAAUUGA
Tetrahymena thermophila SB210 is the source of this 9984-nucleotide messenger RNA. Its product is annotated as transmembrane protein, putative. Lineage: Eukaryota; Ciliophora; Oligohymenophorea; Hymenostomatida; Tetrahymenidae. The transcript is spliced from 11 exons. The record is from RefSeq and is a predicted model, not a curated record.